Messenger RNA from Manis javanica (Malayan pangolin), 3057 nucleotides. RefSeq lists its product as uncharacterized. Lineage: Eukaryota; Metazoa; Chordata; Mammalia; Pholidota; Manidae. The record is from RefSeq and is a predicted model, not a curated record.
UCGGUUUCUCACCCAGAAGGAGGAGGAGGAGGAUGGUCGGCAGCAUCCUGAGAGGUCUGGAGGUGCAGGAAGAGUCCCAGAGUUUAUGCCGUCUAUUCCGUGAGGAGGCGGUGCAGCUCCGGGCGUUCAGGCUCCCCAGAGCCGCCUCCCCGAGGGGACUCCAUGGCCCGGUCUCCUCGACCGGUGCUCUGGAUGCCAGGGCUGGGGUGGGGGAGGCGGCGGCAGCCGGGGCGCAGGGGCGGUGCCUCUCGCCAACUUCGGAGUUGUUUUCCCCGGCCGCUGCCGCGCGGUCUUCCCGAUGCCAGCUCCCGAAGCUCUGGGAGUCAGCUCGAGGCCUGGCUCUGGGGCGCGCCCUCGCCGGGAGCCCGCCCGCAGGCCGCGAGGGCCCCUGUCCAGGCCUGGCUGCCACCUGCCGGGGCUUGAGGCCACUUCCUCUUCGGGUCAAACUUUGCCGACUGUCAGCCCUCGGGGCCGGCCCGGGCGCUGCUCAACUUCUCCAGCGCGUCCAGCCGGCAGAACGCGGCAGGGGAGCGGGGGAGGGGGGCCUGGCGUCUCGGCUCAGCUCCCGGGCCCGCGCCCUGGAGGUACCCCCGCCUGCCCAGGGGUUGGAGGAACCCGGACGGAGGGAGGGGGCGGAGGACAAACUUGGCCCCACCCCUGCCAAUCAGCGCGCGCCCCGCCCACCCGCUCGCCUUAACCCCUUUCCAACCCUGCCACUUGUCAGCUGGGUCCUGGCGCGGCGCGUAACCUUCGCGUUUAACUCUGCUUUGGCCCACCUCAAGCCCUGCUUGUCUCAGAAACUCUUCUCUAACUUCAAGUUGGCCAGCUCUCUCUUCUGAAAGUGCGUAUGACCAUUUAAUAUUCAUCUAUUUGCCUUGGGAUGUUUAUUGUACUAUUGUUUUUAGCCUCAUUUAGCCAUCUCAUAUCCUUCUGGAAAGGGGCAGAGCACUGAAGUUUUAUUUAAUUUUUAAAAUGUCCAUGCUUUGUUUUCCCAUUUAGACUUGAAAUUCCUUGGAAUCAGGGACUGUAUCUCCAUAUUUCAGUUAUUAUGUACAGUGCAGGCACAUAAAAAUUCCAUAACUAUCAGGUGACUUGCUGAAAAGAUGCAUUAUCUGAACUGAAGUAGUUUAUAAUAAAGUUGAAGAGAAAGGACACUUAGACACUUACUUUGUACAAAGACUGAAAGAGUGAUAACUCUGCCCAAAAGUUUGCAGGCAAGACAGGUAAGAGAUAUGAUUUAUUAGGAAGGGGAGCCAAUAUUGUGUAUGGCCAGGUGCUUUACAAUGGUUAUUUCACUUUAUCAUUACAAGCACCAUGUGAGAUAGGUAUUCCUCUUUUAUAGAUGUGGAAACUGAGAUAUAAAAUUAAGUAACAUGUCCCAGACCACAAAGUUAGCAAGUAGAGAAGCCUGGAUUAAGGCUCUAUUCCAGAGUCUUGCCAAUAUUCCACACUACUUCAAGGAGUUUCUAUAGUAAAUAAUGAGUAGAAAAAAUCUUUACUAUUUUCCUCAGACACCAAGGAUUGGAUUAAGCAAGAUCAUACUCCUACAGAAUGCGAUAAAGUAUUAAUACUCAGGUCUCUGAGCUGUUUAAGGUGGGGGCUGGCCCUCUGUCCAGUUCUAGUCCUGGCUUGCUAUUACCUAGCUGUGUAAUCACAGGCAGUUCACUUCUGUGGGCCCCAAUUUUCCCACCUGUAAACUCGAGUUCCAUAUGGAGAAUGGGGAACGGAUUCAAGUUUUCCAAGAUCCCUCCCUUUAGUACUAAUAUCUAUUUUCUUUUCUUUUUUAAGGGAAGAGGCUUUUCUGAGGGAGUCCACCAUCCUCAAUCCUUACCCUUCUACCCCUCUCUCUGAGACGCUCAUUUAGGAGCCUUUCAAAGAGUUCUCACUGCAUUUGGUAACAAAUUCUCAAUAAUGUACUCGCCACACAGAAGGGUGGUUCUUCCUAACUUUCAAAAAACCGUCCCCCUUUUAGAAACGUAAAAGUCUUGUCACUCCUUCCCCGGAGGUGCCCCCAGUUACAAUUACCUUCUGAUUAUCCCCACAAGCCAAGGAGAUGCUGUCUAGCUUUAGUUUCCAUAGGCGUAAAUUAAUUUACAAAAUAAAUAGGGCUUCUUCCUCCCCAGCUCCGAAGUUUUAUACGCGGUCCACUCUGACGCACCCCUCUCCGCCCCGCCUUGACACCACCCAGCUCCAUUCAGGGGCGUUCCCUCGGGAUGAAAACCUCCUAGUAGAGUUAACUGUCCGGUCACCGCUCACCCGCGUAAGACCAGUCUGGGAGCUCCGAAAGAGGCCCGUAGCCGGAGGGGUUGGCAGCCAGACCCUGCCUGGGUGGGGAAAAACAAUCCGGUGAAGACAGCUUCUAGCUGGAAAACUGCCCAGCUUCUAGCUCCCCUUUUCCCCCCGAGGCUGGCACUCACUGGAGUCGCCACUGGCCGCCGGCCAGGGACGCCGCGCUGCAGUGCAGCCUUCGGACACCUGCUGGGAAAACAGGACAGAGGGUUGGGAGAGAGGCCAUGGGCCACCUCAGGGGUCCUGGGCGCGGCGCCACGGGCCCCCGAGCCCACCGACCCUACACCUACUUACUAGAGAGGAGACAACCUAAUACAGCCAUGCCAGGGACGAGAAGCCGGAAGUGGGCGUGGCCUCGGUGAGGACGCGCGACGCUGCGGGGGAAGCCGGAAGCCGCCAUCUUGAAUCUGGUUUUCAACCAUGGGCACCGCCAUCUUGGGUCAUCGUACGGAAGAGAGCGACAGAACUGCGAUUUGGGUGUUUCAAGCAAGAGCGGUCGUUUUGCCCGCGACCUGGGUGUUUUAGGCAAGAACGGUCGUUUUGCCUGUGUAUCCUCAGUGGUGGUUACCUUCUCUGGCAGUGGUGUCCUCCCAGGCUCAAGUUCCACGAUCUCUGUGCAGCGUUCUUUAGUCCUUUAAAAUUUAGCCUUUUAUUUCAGGAGUAACACCCGCAUUACCUCUGUUCUGUCUUCCCCCGCAUCACUGUAACCUUUUUGUUCCAGCCUAAGAGUCAAAUCUAGAGUGAAUAAAAAAAUUUGGAUUUCAGUUA